Messenger RNA from Sphaerulina musiva SO2202, 609 nucleotides. RefSeq lists its product as uncharacterized. The transcript is spliced from 2 exons. Lineage: Eukaryota; Fungi; Ascomycota; Dothideomycetes; Mycosphaerellales; Mycosphaerellaceae. The record is from RefSeq and is a predicted model, not a curated record. The coding region runs from base 1 to 609 and encodes 202 amino acids.
AUGCGCGAAAAGAUCGAACAGCAAAUGCGUUACUCCGUUCAAGUGCAAAAGGAUCUGAACAUGAUGCCUCGCAGAAUCGACAAUCAGUCUCAAGCAAUUUUCAAUUUCAUAGCGCAGCGAGACAACAAGAUCAACCUGCAAGUCGCAGAGAGUUCUCGCAAGAUCGCAGAAGAGUCUCGAAUUGACAAUUUGCUGAACGUGAAGCUCGCACGCGUCACAGCUCAAAUGGCCGAGGAAACCAGACAGGACAGUGCAGCCAUGAAAACCAUCGCGACCAUGACCUUGGUCUUCCUGCCGGGAACUGCAGUAGCCAGCUUUUUCAGCAUGAACGGCAUGUUCAACUGGUCUCCCGCGGCAGGCGAAAGUAUUGCAUCGCCCUACCUGUAUGUUUUCUUUGCGGUGACAGUUCCGCUCACCCUCCUGGUGUAUUCACUUUGGCUGUGGUGGUUUGCGCGAUUGGAGAAGGCGCAUAAGAAGAAGAACUUGACCGAUAUCGAUUUCGAUCAAUACGAGCAAGAGGUGACGAGGCGGAUGCGAACGGCGACGAGUUCAUUUCCAGUUGGGAUAGAGAAACACGUUACAAUAGGAGCGGCGCAACAGCAGCCUUAA